Morone saxatilis (striped sea-bass) is the source of this 1285-nucleotide messenger RNA. RefSeq names its product NFKB activating protein (gene nkap). The record is from RefSeq and is a predicted model, not a curated record. The annotation marks the transcript as partial. Gene Ontology annotation, biological process: regulation of gene expression. NCBI's taxonomy places the organism in Eukaryota, Metazoa, Chordata, Actinopteri, Moronidae. The transcript has 8 exons. Gene Ontology annotation, molecular function: chromatin binding. Gene Ontology annotation, cellular component: nucleus.
CGGUCCAGGUCCAGGUCCAGGUCCCGGGAGCGUCACAACAAUACCAACAACAGUCACAACAUUCACAACAACUGGUCCGAGCAGCGGGACGCUCCCGGUAAACACGGGGGCUUCAAAGAUGAGUACUACUACGAGCAGCAGAGGGACGAUGCUCAGAGACAGAGACAGGAGGCCUUUAUUGCCAGACGUCUGCAGGAGAGGGAGAGGAUCGGGGAGUUAGGUUGUCCUGAAGUCUGGGGAUAUUCACCAAGAGUCAAAGAGCCAGACUCCGAUGAAUUCACACCAGUUGAGGAAGACGAGAAGAACAGCAGCUCAGAGUCGAGCUCAGAAGAAGAGAAGAAGAAGAAGAAAAAGAAAAAGAAGAAAUCCAAGAAGAAAAAGAACAAAAAGCACUCAGAGGACAGCGAACUGGAAUCAGAUUCAGAUGAAGAGGAAAUAAAGAAGAAGAAAAAGAAGAAGAAGAGCAAAAAGUCCAAGAAGUCCAAGAAGAAGAAGGCGAAGAAGAGCCGUAAGGAGUCCAGCAACUCCAGCAGUGAAGAGUCGGAGGAGGAGGAAGAGGAGGAAGAUCCCAACGGGGUAAUGUGGGUGGAGAAAACCUGCAUGGACGAACACGUGGUCGGCCCCGAGGCUCCGCUCACCCACAUGUCCCAGGACGACAGACCUCUGGAUUUCGGCCACGCGCUGUUGCCAGGUGAAGGUGCUGCGAUGGCCGAGUACGUGAAAGCAGGCAAACGUAUCCCGAGAAGAGGUGAGAUCGGACUCACCAGCGACGAGAUCGCAAACUUUGAGAAGUCCGGCUACGUGAUGAGCGGCAGCAGACAUCGUCGUAUGGAGGCUGUGCGUCUGAGAAAGGAAAACCAGAUCUACAGUGCCGAUGAAAAGAGAGCUCUGGCCUCCUUCAACCAGGAGGAGAGGAGGAAGAGGGAGAGCAAGAUCCUGUCGAGCUUCAGGGAGAUGGUGUACAGGAAAACCAAAGGCAAGGAGGAGAAGUGAAUGUCACGUUUGUACAGGAUUUACCCUUUUUACUGGACCCCGUUACCUCCGGUCCUGAGACUUGAGGUGUUAAUGUUUUUUUGUUUAACAGCAUUCAGUUUUAAAGAGAUGUACGAUGUGGAGGGAGGAUUUUAAUUGUAAAGAAAUGUGUGCAAAUGAGUCUGAAAAGUACUCAGUUGUAUUAUAUUCUCCAUCCUAUUUACCCGUUGGAUCUCGUCUUUCCUUUCAGUUGUUAAACUUUAUUUUCUUCUGUAUAUUUUAGAAUGGUAAAUAAACUUUCAUUAUUAAGUCA